This is a messenger RNA of Arabis nemorensis, 474 nucleotides long. Lineage: Eukaryota; Viridiplantae; Streptophyta; Magnoliopsida; Brassicales; Brassicaceae. The record is from the annotation of a GenBank genome assembly.
AUGGCGGCUAAAUCAAUCUGUUAUUCUUUAACAGUUCAUUCCAUGGCGAACAAGAAGCCUUCGUCUUCUGCAACAAGAACAGUAACCUCAAAGAAGAGCACUGCGAUUCCUCCGGUUAAGCUACUGACAAGAGUUGAGCAGCUCAAGCUUUUGACAAAAGCCGAAAAAGCUGGACUUUUGUCUUUAGCAGAGAAAUCAGGUUUCUCUCUAUCGACCAUCGAGCGUCUUGGAUUGCUUACUAAAGCAGAGGACUUCGGCGUUUUGUCUGCCGCUACAAACCCAGAAACGCCUGGAACGCUGUUCACUUUGAGCCUCGGUUUACUCCUUCUUGGACCGGUUUUUGUUUACUUUGUUCCUGAAGAUUACUCGUGGGAAGUGGUGGUUCAGCUCGUGGUGGCUAUUGUCUCUGUUCUUGGUGGCUCUGCUGCUUUUGCUGCUUCUGGUUUUGUCUCCAAUUUGCAGAAAUCUGAUUAA